Pistacia vera is the source of this 3162-nucleotide messenger RNA. RefSeq lists its product as uncharacterized. The transcript has 6 exons. Bases 394 to 3162 code for a protein of 922 amino acids. Lineage: Eukaryota; Viridiplantae; Streptophyta; Magnoliopsida; Sapindales; Anacardiaceae. The record is from RefSeq and is a predicted model, not a curated record.
UCAAGUUUUUCACAUGAAAAGAGCCUCAGACUUCUUCAAAAUAUUUACGGCGGUGCACAGAGUUUCUGUCUCUUAGUUAGAAUUUAUUACUCAAAACAUUUCCUACUCACUUCCCCACUGUCUGUCCUGACAACCCACUUAAACUUAAUUACUGUACUCCAUUCUUCAGGGACCCAUUUCUUAUUUCACCCUAAUUUCUCUCGCAGUAUCUCUGCUAAUGUCACCCAUAUUUUCUUCUGAUUUUACCUUUCUUUACUGCUUUUUUAGCAAAAUUUUUUCUUUUAUUUUUAAAUCCUAAUCUUUAAUAGAAAAAAUCCAAUCUUUACUCAGAAGUCACCAGAAAUGAAAGUGCUUGGCGGGAGUUACUAAAUGGGGUUUCUGUGGUUGUAACAAAUGUAUGAUGAAAUAAUGGAGGUUGAGAAAAAACGUUCAAAGGGGGGCUUUCUUCACUUAUUUGAUUGGAAUGGAAAAUCUCGGAAGAAACUGUUCUCAAAUAAUCCUGAGUUAGAUGACGAACCAAAGAAAGGAAAAGAAAAUGUUGGAAAGAUGGCUAAGUCACUGCUUCAUGUGAUAGAGGUGGACGAGAGUAGAGCGAGUUCAAGUAAUAAGGCCAGUAGUGAUUUUAAUUGUGCUUCAUCAGUAACUAGUGAUGAAGGAUAUGGGGCUAGAGCACCUGGGGUAGUUGCUAGACUUAUGGGUUUGGAUUCGUUGCCAACAUCUAAUGUUCCCGAGCCUUGUUCUACUCCAUGUUCUGAUGUACGCUCUCUUAGAGCGUCUCAUUAUAAUAGGAAUAUCCCCGAUUUGUGGAGUGAAGAUCACUCAGUGGAGUAUAUCAGGGUUCCUAAUAAAGAGUGGUUUAAUCAGAAUAAUGUUGAAUCAAGGGUGCGCAAAGUGCAGAACCGACCAAUUGAGAGAUUUCAAACUGAAAUGCUCCCACCAAAAUCAGCUAAAUCAAUUCCAAUCACCCACCAUAAGCUUCUGUCCCCCAUCAAGAGUCCUGGAUUCAUCCUGACAAAAAAUACUGCCUACAUUAUGGAGGCUGCUGCAAAGAUAAUUGAGGCAAGUCCUCAGGCAAUUUCCAAGGAUAAAAGACCAUCGAUUGUUUCUACAGCUCCCUUGAGAAUUUGGGAUUUGAAAGAGAAAAUGGAAGCUGCGCACAGAGUGUCCAGGCCUCAAAAAUCUAAUGAGUCAGUUUCUGCAAGGUAUACAAAAGGACAGCAUAUUGGCCCGAGCCGUGGUGGAUCAGUGUAUCCUGCAGUCAAGGCUUCUAUGAAUCUGGAAAAAAGAAAUCCUGACAACAUUAGGAAGAAGGAAAAAUCAGUUUCAGUUACAGCACAAGCAAAGGUCAAUGUUAAGAGAAAAGAGGGAUCAACCUCCAGUAGUAAUAGGAGUUCUACAGACCAGAAGGAAAAGAGUGAUGUGAAAGCAAACCAGUCUUUUAAGAGCCAACCAGAUACCCAAAGGACAGUACAGAAACGAACUUCUGGGAGCAGGACUAGCAAUGUGCUUAAGCAGAAUAAUCAGAAGCAGAAUUAUACAUCGAAUAAAGACACUUCAACUUCAAAGACUUCUGUUCUCAAUCAGCAAGGCAGAAAAGCUAAGUCCACAAGUGGUACUAUCGGGCCAAAGCGGACUGUAAAUAGGGUGGUUGCCAAUGCCGAAACUGGUUCCAGAAAGACAGGCUUAACAACCAAUAAUACUGGAAAUAACCUUUCAUCAACUAAAGGAAAGAAUCUAUCUCAAAAGAAACAAUCUGCAAUUGUGAAUACUCACUUUGAAGUAAGUAGUGCUGAUAAUGAAUUGAACAAGAAAGAUGAAAAGUCUGUAAAGUGUAAUGUGGCGAUUGAAGGAUCCAUGAACUGGGGUGUAGAUAAUAGAAAGAAAGGAACGGACGUUGUUUCAUUUACAUUUUCAUCUCCCAUAAGAUCCAUGGCUGACUCUCAGUCCUCCAGUCGAGUAAUGGAGAGGAAUUACAGCUUCAAUAUUGAUUCUUUUGCUAACAAUAAUCAGCACUACUUAAAAAAUUCUACAUUUUUUUCUCCUGGGUUUAAUGGAAGUGCUGGUGAUGCUUUGAGUGUUCUUUUAGACCAAAAACUCAGGGAACUAACUAGUAAGAUUGAGUCAUCCCACAGUGAUAUGAUCCAAGAGGGUACUACCGGUAGUUCUGCAUCCAAUUUACAAGAUUCAGUGACCACACUUGAUGCAAUAAGCGCCAAAUCUCCCCGACAUGACAAAAGUGUUCAACUUGUUUUUGAUAAAGAUACAUUUGAUGGCCUAGACAACUCCUGUUGCUCCUCAAUUGACCCUGCGGCACUUAGCAUCAACCAGAAGUGGCAGUACCUGCAGCCUGAAGAAAUGGAAAUACAUAGCAGUAGCAGCAACAAAGAUUAUGCUGGAACAGAAGAUUGGCAAAGUUCUAGUGCCAUUUCAAGUCUUGAACCCUCUGUAACGAGUGUGAGCUGCUCAGAUAGCAGAAACAGUACCGAUGAAAGCAAGCACAUUCUGUUGGCUCGAGAUCAAGCAGAAUCCAGCUGGCUCCCUGCUAAUUUAUCUGUUCCCGUGGAUGAGGAGACAGAGUUAUCGGACUCGGCAUCUUCUAUAUUGGUGGGGAACAUAGGAAAAAGGCAUAGAAAUAGAUCAUUCAGUUUUGUAGAUGCCGAGGAAUCGAGCAGCUGGGAACUCGACUACAUGAGGGAAAUACUUGACAAUUCAGAACUAAUGGUGAAUGAGUUUGCAUUGGGUCAGACUGACCAAGUAAUAACACCAAAUCUCUUCAAUCAGUUGGAGAAUCAGAAAAACAAAAUGGGAAGCAAUGGGGAUGAAUUCUGCCAACUUGGAAGAAAGGUUCUGUUUGAUUAUGUCCGUGAAUGCCUGGAUUUCAAAGGCCUACAACUUUUUGUCGGAAGCUGCAAGGGCUGGUCUAAAUGUGUAACACCCUUUCAAAGGAAGGAUUGGUUGGCAGAAGAAUUAUACAAGGGAAUACGGGGUUGGAAUAACAUGGGAGAUUUAAUGGUUGACGAACUUGUAGACAAGGACAUGAGCUCACAAUAUGGCAAAUGGAUUGAUUUUGAAAUAGAAGCAUUAGAAGAGGGUACAGAGAUGGAGAAUAAUAUAUUAACUUCUUUGGUCGAUGAACUGGUUUCUGAUUUUUGGCUCUUCUAA